AUUCAAGAUUCCAAGCUCACAGCUGCCCAAUUAACAACCGAUUACCGCGGUGACGACUAUACAGCUUCUUUAACUGUUGGUAAUCCAAAUAUUUUCAACAAUUCUGGCGUGUUCGUUGGUCACUACUUACAGUCGGUAACUGAAAACAUCGCGCUCGGUGCCGAACUUGCCUACCAAUACGGUCCUAAUGUACCCGGUGGUCAAAUCGCCGUUGUAUCAGCCGUUGGACGUUAUACACAAGGCGAUUCGGUGUGGUCGGGAACUUUGGGACCUGGUGGCGUACAUGUAUGCUAUUACCAAAAAGCCAGUGAACAAUUGCAGAUUGGUGUCGAAGUGGAAACUAGUCUUAGAAUGCAAGAGUCUGUUGCCACGAUCGGCUACCAAGUGGAUUUACCGAAAGCUGAUCUCGUUUUUAGAGGUUCAUUCGACUCUAAUUGGAAUGUUUGCGGUGUAUUGGAGAAGCGGCUGCAGCCUUUGCCAUUUUCAUUCGCUCUGAGCGGGCGCUUGAAUCAUACUAAAAAUCAGUUUCGACUAGGCUGCGGUCUGAUAAUUGGAUAAUUAGCUUUUGGGUUAAUAGGUGUAAAGGAAGCAAAGUCUACAACGACAGUUACAGUAGCAGUAAUAAAAGCGGAGAAUAAAACAAAAAAUGUUACAGCAGUUUCAGGCAACAAAAACGGUGGAAGAAGUAUCAAAAUAAUAUACAACAGAAAAAGCAACAAAUUUCACAGAUUACAAUUUUUAUUUAUGAUCAUGAUCAACUUUUACAGCACUUCUAAAUUUUUCUGCGUAGUUUUGCUUGCAUUUCUAAGAACAACCUCGAGAGAAAAUUAUUAGUGUAUUUGUUUGUCAACUUCGAACGUAAUUAAAAACUACAGGAGUGAUUAUUAAUUUCAAAUUGCAGUUCUGUUUGGCACAUGAAUUCACUUAUUGAUAUCUAAUCAAAAUAAUUCGCAAAUACACUCAUUAUAACAAGUAGAGGGGGACAAAACUUGAACAGGAAACAAUUUACGUUGAUCACACAUAUGUAUGCAUCAGCAGAGACGUAAAGGACGCAAAGGCGCACAGAACAUCACCAAAUAACGUAAUCGUAGUUACAGUUAAUUAAAUUUGAUUUACGCAAUGAUUUACCUUUUGUAGUUUAACUAUUUGUUAUAAACAACAUAAAAUAUUGCUUUUAAUUAUUUGAAUCAAAUUUUAAUUAAAAUCCAAAUUAAAAUCAAAAAGAACUAAAUUUAUUGUUAAGAAAAAAUAAAUGAAAAUCAGAAAUGUAUGUAUAUUUGUAAUUAAGUGCGCCGUCUCUUGGGACUGGUUUCACUUGCCCAAAGAAAAAACGAAGAACUAGACAAAAAGAACAAAUGAAACUUUAGGUAAGGUAGAUUACAGAAAACAUUGUAGUAUCACAGGUUGACAAACCUUAGAACAAAAAAUUAUGCGUACUUGCUGAUUCGUCGUUUUUCUUAAACUCUUGUAUUUUUGUUUGAGAGCGUAAACCAAAAAAUUAGUACAAAUGAUUUGCAUUUGUUUUGAUUGCCAAACUCCCUAUAAAAAUUGAAAAUAAAGUUCAUUUAAUAAAUACAGUUGCCACUGCGUUUUGUGCAAAUCAAUGCAUUUUUUAAGGCUUUUAAAACGAUUAACUUAAUUUACUGUACACGUCUGCGCAUACUACAUACACAUAUUUUCUAUUGCUUUUUUAUCGGUCACUUUGCAUGAAAUGGAAAUCUACUGGCCAUUGAUCCAAUAAAACUGAUAAUUGCACGCAUGAUUGAACCGACAGUUGUAGAAA
Rhagoletis pomonella (apple maggot) is the source of this 1783-nucleotide messenger RNA. It is a transcript of the gene Tom40, whose product is annotated as mitochondrial import receptor subunit TOM40 homolog 1. The record is from RefSeq and is a predicted model, not a curated record. Gene Ontology annotation, molecular function: transmembrane protein transporter activity. Gene Ontology annotation, biological process: protein import into mitochondrial matrix. Lineage: Eukaryota; Metazoa; Arthropoda; Insecta; Diptera; Tephritidae. Gene Ontology annotation, cellular component: mitochondrial outer membrane translocase complex; mitochondrial outer membrane.